This is a messenger RNA of Vanrija pseudolonga, 1656 nucleotides long. Its product is annotated as putative quinate permease. Bases 1 to 1656 code for a protein of 551 amino acids. Gene Ontology annotation, cellular component: membrane. The record is from RefSeq and is a predicted model, not a curated record. Gene Ontology annotation, molecular function: carbohydrate:proton symporter activity. Gene Ontology annotation, biological process: transmembrane transport; carbohydrate transport. NCBI's taxonomy places the organism in Eukaryota, Fungi, Basidiomycota, Tremellomycetes, Trichosporonales, Trichosporonaceae. The transcript is spliced from 3 exons.
AUGGGCGGAUUCAAGCGCAUCGAGGACAGGCCGACCCCGAAGGAGGUGUACAACUGGCGCGUGUACAUGCUCGCGUGUGUAUGCGGCAUGUCGGCCCUGACAUUCGGCUACGACGGCGCGUUCAUCGGCACGACCAUCGCGCGCCCGUCGUUCAAGCACGCGUUCGGGAUCGACAAGAUGACGGCCGACGAGCAGAAGAACUACACGACCAACCUGACUGCGACGUUUACGGGCUCUGCGUUCUUUGGCGCUGUGUUCGCGUGGCCUGUGAUGGAGGCAUGGGGCCGCAAGCGCCCGAUGCAGGUCUCUGCGUUGCUGUUCAACGUCGGCGCGAUCCUCAUGACAGUGACCACACACAGCCUGGGCAUGAUCUUCGCCGGGCGCGCAAUCACAGGCUUCGCGGUCGGCAUCCUGACUGCCGUCGUGCCGACCUUUAUUUCCGAGUUUGCGCCGCCCCCGAUCCGCGGGCAGCUGACGGGCUUCUUCGAGAUCGCGUACCAGGCCGGCAGCCUCGUCGGCUUCUGGAUCAACUACGGCAUCACGUCCCACAUGGACGUGACGCAGAACAAGGCGUGGCGCGUCGCCAUGGCCGUGCAGCUCAUCCCGGGCGGCAUGCUGCUCGUCGCGUCCAUCGUGCUCCGCGAGUCGCCCGGCUGGCUCCUCCGCAAGGGCCGCGAAGAGCAGUGCCUCUCUGUCCUGUCGUACGUCCGCCAGCUGCCCGCAGACCACAGGUACAUCAAGGAGGAGAUCGCGCUCCUCAUGGGCGUGAUUGGGGAGGAGCGCCGCCUGUCCGGCGGCAAGAGCGGCAUCCUCCCCUACCUCGCUGCCGCGACGCGCGAGCUCCGCAUCCCGUCGCUCCGCAACCGCUUCGUCAUCCUCUUCGUCAUGUUCAUCCUCAUGAACUUUAGCGGCGCCGUCGUGCUCAACUACUACUCGCCGACGCUGUUCGGCGCGGUGGGCAUCACGGGCACGGAUAUCUUCCUGUACACGGGGUACUACGGCCUCGUCAAGGCCGUCGGCGCGAUCACUUUCUGCCUGUGGAUCGUCGACCGCUCCGGGCGCCGCCUGCCGUGGCUGCUCUCGGCGUCGUCGUGCGCCGUGUGCCUCAUCUAUAUGGGCGCGUUUGUCGAGAUCGCAAAGCCGAGCCAGGGCGGGCUCCACUCGGCGUCGUCGAUUGCUGGCGGCAAGGGCGCCAUCGCCGCCAUCAUGCUCUACUCGUGGUUCUGGUCCUGGGGCGGCAACUCGCUCGCGUGGAUCGUGUCGGCCGAGCUCUUCCCCAUCUCGCUCCGCUCCUUCACGGGCGCGUUCGGCGCCUCGACCCAGUGGCUCUCGAGCUUCGCCGCGACCAUGUCGGCGCCGCACAUGUUCGCAAAGUGCGGCGGGUACACGUUCAUCUUCUACGGCCUCUGCUGCCUGCUCACCUGGGUCUUCACAUUCUUCUGGAUCCCCGAGACGAAGGGCAUCCCCAUCGAGUGCAUGGGCCCGCUGUUCGACGGCCCGUCUCGUCACUGCCAGUUCCGCCAGAAGAAGGUCUACCCGCCCAACGGCAUCCCGCCGCCCCCGCCCGAGCUCGCGCAGGACGCCAUUGGCCGCGUCGACUCGACCGAGAAGAAGCCAGAGUUUGCCCACGUCGAGAGCGUCCACAGCAGGGUGUAG